This is a messenger RNA of Cannabis sativa, 480 nucleotides long. RefSeq lists its product as uncharacterized. Gene Ontology annotation, molecular function: nucleic acid binding. The record is from RefSeq and is a predicted model, not a curated record. The transcript has a single exon. Gene Ontology annotation, biological process: DNA integration. Lineage: Eukaryota; Viridiplantae; Streptophyta; Magnoliopsida; Rosales; Cannabaceae. The coding region runs from base 1 to 480 and encodes 159 amino acids.
AUGAAGAAGAAUCGCACUGAAUGUGUCCACAAAUGUGAGCAAUGCCAGUGUUACUCGAAAGUUCCAAGGGCUCGACCAACAAAGAUAACCCUCAUGAACAGUCCUUGGCCCUUUGUGGUCUGGGGAAUAGACUUAGUGGGAUCACUUCCAAAUAGAAAGGGAGGAGUCAAAUUUUCCAUUGUCACUGUUGACUACUUCACUAAAUGGGUGAAAGCUAAAUCCAUGAACAUGGUGACUUCCACGAAGGCUCUAGACUUUGUGAUUAAAAAUAUAGUGUGUAGAUAUGGACUUCCACACAAGAUAAUGUCUGAUGGAAAGCAAUUCAAUAGUGAUCAAUUCACUGACUUUUGUACCAAACAUGGAAUACUCAAAAGCUUUUUUGCAAUGGCCAGACCUCAAGCAAACAGACAAGUGGAAGCCCUCAAUAACAUUCUGAAGACCACCUUGAAAAAGAAACUUCAAACUUGUAAAGCUCACUAG